Molecule: messenger RNA, 5233 nt
Organism: Pseudophryne corroboree (corroboree frog)
Lineage: Eukaryota; Metazoa; Chordata; Amphibia; Anura; Myobatrachidae
Gene: TMEM63A
Product: transmembrane protein 63A
Exons: 23
Coding region: 148-2550 (800 amino acids)
Cellular component (GO): plasma membrane
Molecular function (GO): nucleic acid binding; calcium-activated cation channel activity
Source: RefSeq, a predicted model, not a curated record
CUGCCCUUACGUAGUACGCAUGCGCAGCACUCCCAGCCACUGCCGAGUUGUGCCAGUCAGCAGCUCCUCCCCCGCCCUCUCCCGGCAGCAGCACCAGCGCCCAGGAACUCCGGGAGUAGCAGCAGCUGCGGACACAGAUCCAGUGAGAUGAUGCAUUUCUUCUCCUUCCAUUAUGGUGACCGCUACUCCGCCUUCUCUCCCUGGAGUGAGCUACGAGUAGGGAAUACCUCCAAUGGAUCCCAGCCUUAUUGUUACAGCGGGCACCAGGGGAGCACGGUGCUGCAAGGGGUGUCGUUCGGUGGCAUCCCCACAGUUCUGGUGCUAGAUGUCGUUUGUUUUGUGCUGUUGCUGUUGACGUUCUCCAUCAUCAGGAAGAAUUUCUGGGAUUACGGCCGCGUAGCCCUGGUGUCUGAUUCUGACAGCCCCAAACGCCGAUUCCAAAGAUCAACUUCAUUUAAUGAGGAAUUAGAAAGGGACAAGGGUUUUUGCUCAUGGAUGUCUGCUGCUUUCCAAAUGAGCGAUAACGACAUCUAUGAGCGAUGUGGAGAAGAUGCCAUCCACUACCUUUCCUUCCAGCGCCACAUAAUAUGUGCCUUGGUCAUCGCCUGCGUCCUGUCUGUGGCCGUUAUCCUUCCCGUCAACUUGUCUGGAAAUUUACUGGACGAGGAUCCAAAGAACUUUGGCAGAACAACAAUAGCAAAUCUGCAGCACCAAGACAGCCUGCUAUGGCUCCACACUGUCGUGGGCGUAAUUUAUCUCAUCGCCAUUGUCCUGCUCAUGCGACAUCAUACAUCCGCCAUCAAGUACAAGGAGGAAAAUAUGGUGAAACAGACGCUGUUUGUGACGGGGCUUCCAAAAGAAGUGGGCAGAGAGACGAUCAGCAAUCACUUCAGUGAGGCGUAUCCCACGUGCCAGGUGCUGGAGGUGCAACUGUGCUAUGACGUAGCCGACCUCAUCCAGAUCGACAGCAAGAGGAAAAAAGCGGAGAAGAGUCUGGCCUAUUACAGGAGACUGUACAACAGAACGGGCGAGCUGUUUUUCAUCAACCCCAAACCUUGUGGGCAGCUGUGCUGCUGCGUAACGCGCCACUGUCCGAGGGUGGAAGCUAUGGAGUAUUACAAAAAUAUGUCCGAUUUGCUGGAGGAAGAAUUUACGGCGAUGCUGGAGCUGUUCCGCAACGUGUCCAUUGGAAUCGCUUUUGUCACGUUUUCUGAAAAAUCCAUGGCUACCUUCAUCCUCAAAGACUUCAAUGUCCUCAAGUGUCACGGGUGUGAGUUGGUCACAGAACCGCAGCCAUCAAGAUUGAGCGCACUGCUUGAUCUCUCCCGCUUGUCUGUCACCUACGCCACCUAUCCGGAGAAUAUUUCAUGGGGGAAUCUCUCGGUGCAGGGAAUAAAAUGGUGGGUCCGGUUCCUGGGGAUUAAUUUUUGCCUCUUCAUCGUGCUCUUCUUCCUGACGACCCCGUCCAUUAUUAUAACCACGAUAGACAAGUUCAACGUCACCAAGCCUAUCUACUACCUGAAUAACCCAAUCAUCAGCCAGUUCUUCCCCACACUCCUGCUGUGGUCGUUCUCAGCGCUCCUUCCCACCAUCGUCUACUACUCCACCCUAUUCGAAGCUCACUGGACAAAAUCUGCAGAAAACAGAAUUAUGAUGCAUAAACUGUACAUCUUUCUGAUUUUUAUGGUGCUCAUUUUGCCUUCACUUGGACUCACCAGUUUAGAUGUCUUCUUCCGUUGGCUGUUUGACAAAUCUCUGGAUACUAACGGUCCUCUGAGACUGGAAUGCGUCUUUCUCCCUGACCAAGGAGCCUUCUUUGUGAAUUACGUGAUUGCCUCGGCUUUCGUUGGGAACGUGAUGGAGCUGCUGCGCCUUCCGGGGCUCAUUUUAUACACUUUCCGCAUGUUGACGGCCAAGUCUGCCGCGGAGAGGCGGAACAUAAAGCAGCACCAGGCUUUUGAUUACCAGUAUGGCGCAAUGUACGCCGGGAUGCUUUGUGUAUUCACCGUUAUCAUGGCGUACAGCAUCACGUGUCCCAUCAUUGUGCCGUUUGGUCUAAUCUAUAUGUUGAUGAAGCACGUUGUUGAUCGCCACAACAUAUACUACGCUUAUCUGCCCACGAAACUGGACAGGAAAAUCCACUUCGCCGCUGUGACGCAGUCAAUGGCCGCCCCCAUUCUGUGCCUCAUGUGGAUGUUUCUAUACUCACUUUUACGGAUGGGAUUCAAAGCCCCAACGGUCUUCACGCUGGUUAUUGUGACCAUUACCAUCCUGGUCAGUGUCAUGUACUCCUGUUUCGGCUUCUUCAAACAUCUCAGUCCGUUCAACUACAAGAUACUGGAAUCUCAGCCGGGGACAGAGACACCAAGUGAGGACAUUGCCCCCCGGAAAUCACAGAUGUACGUGCCCAAUGUGUUGAUUCCUGUUUUUUCUGAGGACACUGCUGCACUGGAUAAGGUAUCCCCCCAGUCAUAUGGAUCUACAGAAAUGACGGACACGCCUGUUAUAACUCCCAGCGAUUCUGUAUUUAAUUCUCCUAAAAUGGAAUGACCAGGAAUAGCCACAAGGGGGAGACAUUGCACCAGAAUUAUGUCAGUAAUGAUGACCAGGAAUAGCCACAAGGGGGAGACAUUGCAUCAAAAUCAUGAUGUCAGUAAUGAUGACCAGGAACAGCCACAAGGGGGAGACAUAGCACCAAAAUCAUGUCCGUAAUGAUGACCAGGAACAGCCACAAGGGGAAGACAUUGCAUCGAAAUCAUGAAGUCGGUAAUGAUUAUAGACUCAUGAGAGAGAACUGAUUCAGGAUACCAUGCAGCUGUUUCGGGGGCAUCUGGUCCCCUCAUAAAAAGGACAAGGUGGUGCAUGGGGACUAGGCAUUUGUUACUUUUGGACGUAUUGGAAGAUGUCCACACGACAGCGAGCGGCGCUUGCAGCUGUUCACCACAAGGGGGAGACACAUGACUGUAUUACCUCUGAAUAUUUAUACUUUAGGAUAUAUAGGAAGGGAAGAAACUGGCCACGUGGACCCACAUGAAAUGGGAAGACACUUUUGUGUGUGUUUUAAUGAAGGCAUCACUAUGUACAUGUCUCACAUAUUGCAGAUCAUGAAGGAUUGCUGGAAUUACCAUUUGCCGGGCUGCGGAGGCCUACAGCAAAGACUCACUGAAGUAUUUAAAAUGUUACAAUGGACUCAUUAAAUGCACCUUUUCUCACUGUAUGUUUGGAGAUUUAGAAGGAGCAAUGUAUGUACAGCCAGCGCUGUCGGAUCAUCUCUUUAUUUGGAAUUUGUGAAGGGGGCAUGGGGGGCUUGUAUGUCUUCAGAAGAACCACAGUGAGCAUUAAGGUGGUUCUACACAUCUGGAAGCAGGAUGUGGAGGGGGAACUGACUUAAUAUACAGGGCAAUGGAAUCUAUAGACAUUAGUGCUGUUCGGCAGCCUCAGUACUGUAACACCUCCCUGUAUAAUAGGCAAGAUCUCCCUGCCUAGGUCACUUGUUACUGAGCUUCUCUCCUGAUCAUUAUUUCUGGUUACUACUGAAUGGAGCUGCUACAUUCUCCUCAGCACACAAAAUGGCCGCCCCACUGUUUGCAUCACCUGGAGGAAAACAUGUCUGCCUGCUCAUAAUGAGCUGCUGUCCUGUUGUUGGAUACAAGGACAACAGGAGACUAAGAAUUGUGUGACCCCUACGGAGCCACAACAUCACAGGCCAAUGGUUUUAUCCAUAAGGCGUAGCUCUGAGGUGACUUGUAAUCUGCAAUGCAGCUCUGAGGUGACUUGUAAUCUGCAGUACAGCUCUAGUAUUAAUUGUAGUACAAAUCUUCCUUCAGCCAGAAGCUGAAAUCUAACGUAUAUAAAUAUACUUGUUACAGGCCUUUAGUAUUCCUGGGGCGCUUAUGAAGACUGUUGUACGGGCAGCUGUUUGCCUUUUGUUCAGCUGUAUCAGACAAUGACGGACUGCUGCGGACAACACGUUAUAGUUUUUCUAAAUGUCUAUUUUGCUCUAUAUUUCCCAUCGCUAGUAUUGAAGACUUUACUAUGAUCUAUUAUUUAUUAGUUGCCACAAGGUGUCUGCUGCGCCCAACAUGGGGUAGACCUAAAAACAAUCGUUUUUGACUGGAGCGAACAAAGGUUUAACCCUGUGAUACUGUUUUGUGAGCAGUAAUCUCUAAAAUGAGACUUUUGUAAGGAUCCAUCCAGUAGUAACCCCACAGUAGCUGUACUGAUGUGUUUUGUUGUGCAAUAACCACAACUUUGUCAGAUGAAGUUGUGGUAUUCCACAAUGAAACGCGUCAGAGUUGCUACUGGACUCAUCAUUAGAAAAUCAUUGGCUUAGUAAUACCCCACUGGAGAUGCAUUUGGUCAGGCUGAGUUCCUUGUGCACGUCUGACGUAUAAUACUGAGGUGCAAAGAGUCUACCGCUAACCAUUUUACACGCGUGCAGUCCAAACAUGGAGCUUUUCACAUCUAUGUAGGACACUGUGGUGGCAUUGCUCCCAGGUCUGAACUCUUUGUCCAGAGAAUAUACAAAUGUUGUGUUUAUGUCCUCAAGAGGCAUCCUAAGGCAUUUGAUAGAAUGGGCUAUAUAUCAGUAGCGGACCGGCUGGUGUGUACACCUGAUACGUCUGUCGGCCCUACAGCAAAGUCGCUGCCUAUAGAUCUUGCAAAUACAUUGGCGCAUCUGGCUGUAUAUACCCGCAGACUGCCGAAACAGCUGGGCGGGCAAAUUCAAAUGCCUGCCCAGCUCUCAUAUUAAGGGCCGACAAAUCACGCGGUGGCUCAGUGUUUAUAGCUUACCUAAUGGGCCACUAAAUCGACACGAAGGCCUGUCGGCAGAGACAUUUUUCAGUCCAGGUUUUAAGGCUAUCCACGCUUCAGCACAAAGGAUUAACACAAAAUGACUGAAGUAAUAAUUAAGCCAUCACUUCUCGGGUGUGGAAAUCCUUAAGACCUGGACUGCACAAGUUCCUCGAGGACUGAGUUUGGGAAAGCCUGAUCAAGUCUACCUCACAUUCAGCUGCUGCUUAUGGCCAGAGCUACGUCCAGCAGUGGGACAUUCGGCUGUAACACAACGCUGGUCUGUACGGGGACUGUGCUCAGUGCUGCCUCUUAGUGGUCACAGGCAGCAGGGGGGGAAUUAAAAUUGUUCUUUUCUUUUUUGUUUUAUAAAGGAUAUUAAAUUGAGUUUCCUACUUGCAGAUAUUUUGUGGAAUGAAUAAACGAGAAUGUAACCGAU